Molecule: messenger RNA, 1031 nt
Organism: Brassica oleracea var. oleracea
Lineage: Eukaryota; Viridiplantae; Streptophyta; Magnoliopsida; Brassicales; Brassicaceae
Exons: 2
Coding region: 36-941 (301 amino acids)
Biological process (GO): regulation of DNA-templated transcription
Molecular function (GO): double-stranded DNA binding
Source: RefSeq, a predicted model, not a curated record
UAUCAUCUCUCUCUCCCUCUCUACUCACUUCCACCAUGUCUGCAGCACUGAGCUCGUCUCUCUACAUCUCCCCAAAGAAACCUUCAUCUCCACAGCUAUCUCAAUCCACGAAACCCACCACCAUCAAAACCACUCUCCACACCCACCCUCUCUUCUCCGUCGCCGACCAAGCCGUAACCCUCCAGAUGAAAGAGAAGAUCCUAUGCCUCGAGCUCAUGGGAAUCGACUCCGGCAAAGCCCUCUCUCUCAACCCUUUCCUCCGCUCAGCCUCCCUUGACUCCGUCGAAGCCGUCCUCAACUUCCUCCAAUCAAAAGGAAUCUACCCGAACGACCUGCCAAGGAUCUUGGGGAUGUGUCCCAAGAUCCUCACUUCAGACAUCAGAACAGAACUCAACCCUGUUUUCACGUUCCUGUCGAGUGAUCUCCAUGUCCCCGAUAAUGCGUUCAGAAGAGUGGUCAAGAAAUGUCCGAGGCUACUGAUCAGCACCGUGGAGGACCAGCUCAAGCCUGCUCUGUUCUACUUGCAGAGACUUGGUUUCAAGGAUCUUGAUGCUCUUGCUUACCAAGAUCCUGUCUUGUUGGUGUCUAGUGUUGAACACACUCUCAUCCCAAAGCUUAGAUUCUUGGAGAGUAUAGGGUUCUCGAGAUCAGAGGCGAUUGGAAUGAUCCUUAGAUGUCCGGCUCUAUUCACAUUUAGCAUAGAGAACAACUUUAAACCAAAGCUGGAUUACUUCAUGUGCGAGAUCAAAGGUAAACUGGAGAAUCUAAAGGAGUUUCCGCAGUAUUUUGCGUUUAGUCUAGAGAAAAGGAUAAAGCCGAGGCACCUGAAAUCUAUGGAGAGAGGUUUAGAGUUGCCGUUGGCAUUGAUGCUUAAGAGCACUGAUGAAGAGUUUGAGCAAUUGCUCCUGCAGAUAGAGCCAUCUCCAGUGGUAAAUGUGUAAUGUUAUUGUUGUAAAUGGUGGAAAAAUGUUACAGUGUUUAUUAAUAGUAAUUUUAACAUUGUUCCAUGUGUAUGUGAAAUUGAUUGUAUA